Uloborus diversus is the source of this 794-nucleotide messenger RNA. RefSeq lists its product as uncharacterized. The coding region runs from base 61 to 519 and encodes 152 amino acids. The transcript is spliced from 6 exons. The record is from RefSeq and is a predicted model, not a curated record. Lineage: Eukaryota; Metazoa; Arthropoda; Arachnida; Araneae; Uloboridae.
AUUGGCAACAUCCAAACGUGUUCCAAGUUUUAUUCUAACAUCCUAAAGAGAUCUCCAGUCAUGAAGACACUUUUUGUAGCAAGCAUUGCUUUUGCCUUUUUGGCAACAUACGUCUCAGGAGUUCAUGUCAUUGAAAAGACAUAUUUGGCAUCGAUGCGAAAAGCAGAAUUUUUGAAGAUUGUAGAGUGCAUAUCUAUAAGUCGAGAUCCAGUUCUAUGUGCCAAAUACUCUCACUGUGAAAAGCUUAUGCCAUACAGAGUUUUCAAAGCGGUAGAAAAAUGUCAGAAGGAGCAUGCCGGCCAUAUAUCGCUUAGAUGCACCAAGCACGAACCCCUUUAUAAGAAUCUUAUCAUUCCCACCAAGAUAUUUGACUGCACUGUGGAAACUGUUAAAAAACUAUCACAUCCAGAGAAAGAAGUCAUGCUGAAAUUUGAGGAAUGUGCAAAGAAACUGGAAAAAGAAAGUUGCAAAGUCGUAGAGACCCAUAAACAUGCUCAUCGUCUGCGUCAUCUCUUUUAAUCAUCUGUACUCAUAUGAAAUAUUUUUUCUGAAAUUUUUUUUAACAAGUUGAUGUAAAGGAAUAAAAACAAUGUUAAUAAAGCGAAAAAGUUGUGAACAUUAUUGCAUGCAAUAGUUUGCAAUCUUUCUGCUUUAUUAACAUUGUUUUAAUCUAUUUUUUCAUUAGUUUGAAUUAUUUUAUUUAAAUAAUUAACAGCAGUGCUUUGUUUGCUCCAGCAUAAAAUUAUUGUUUUAUUCAAUAAGCUGAUGUAUAUCAAAUACUGUUGUGUACUCAA